UAAGGGUCCUUCAUCGCAGGGACCGAACAGCGUCGGUAGCAUGAACAUGGCAGCGUCUGCUCGAGCCCAGGUGCUGUCUUUGUACAGAAUGAUGCUGAAAGAGAGCAGCAGGUUUCCUUCCUACAACUACAGGACCUACGCGCUGCGGCGGGUGCGCGAUGCCUUUAGGGCCAACAGGAAAGUAGAAGAUCCGAAAAGUGUGGAGCGGCUGAUGGAGGAGGGAAGGCAGGCACUGGCGCUGAUACAGAGACAGGUGUCCAUUGGCAAGAUGUACGGAGCGCAGAAGACGGUCGUGGAGUAGCAGGACCAUUGAGGAAGAGCCCGGCAAACAACAGGAUGUGACCUCAUAGACCAGAGCCCACCCGGUCUUUGGCAUCACUGUUGAGUUUGAGCUGGUUGAACAUGAAAUGCAUCGUGGGAGACGCAGUUGAAGUCUGGGAGGACCAUGUUGGGGCUGCUCCCGUUGGUCUAGGCUUCCCUGACUUGGCUUUUCUUUAGUAUUUAUGUUGUCAGCAACACAAUCCAUCUAUCCUAAAAAAAUAUUUACUCAGCAAAGAGAUGAAGACUGAGAGCUGCAGCAUAAAAAUGCAACUACUUUUCUUGAUCCGUACACCAACAGAAAUAUAAGAAAUGACCAAAACGCUAGAGGAGAAAUCACCUAUCAGGCUCCUCCUCUCUGCCGUGCUUUAGCUCCCCCUUCUGGAGGCUGGUUACCAUGGUGACUAAGAGGCAUUCAGGGAUGUUUUUUUCUUCAGGUCAUCAGUGUGUGUUUUGAAUAAAGGCAAAUAACAAAAGAA
This is a messenger RNA of Oryzias latipes (Japanese medaka), 797 nucleotides long. RefSeq names its product LYR motif containing 4 (gene lyrm4b). Lineage: Eukaryota; Metazoa; Chordata; Actinopteri; Beloniformes; Adrianichthyidae. The record is from RefSeq and is a predicted model, not a curated record. Gene Ontology annotation, biological process: iron-sulfur cluster assembly. Gene Ontology annotation, cellular component: mitochondrion; L-cysteine desulfurase complex.